Molecule: messenger RNA, 1492 nt
Organism: Dermatophagoides farinae (American house dust mite)
Lineage: Eukaryota; Metazoa; Arthropoda; Arachnida; Sarcoptiformes; Pyroglyphidae
Biological process (GO): regulation of transcription by RNA polymerase II
Molecular function (GO): DNA-binding transcription factor activity, RNA polymerase II-specific; RNA polymerase II transcription regulatory region sequence-specific DNA binding
Source: RefSeq, a predicted model, not a curated record
AUCAUCAUCAUCAUCAUUCAGUUUUCACAUUUCCAAAUGUAUUGAGUAAUUCUACGGAAACUGCAUUCAAGAAACUUAAAGUUGAUAAUAAUACAAAUUCUCAUCAUAAUCAUCAUCAUCAUUCGCAUCAUAAUCAUCAACAUCAUCAUCAUCAUCAACAAUCAACACUUGUACCGCCAUCAGCAUUACCGCCGCCGCCACCACCACCACCACCGCCAGUAUUAAGUCAUCUUUCCGUAUCCAGUGGUGGUGGUGGUGGCUUAAGUGGACAUUCAUCAUUAAUGGCCGGUUUAACAUCGGUACCAACAUCAUUGACAUCAGCCAUAUCGACAACAACAACAACAAAUUCAUGUCCACCAACACCAGCAAGACGUAGACAUCGUACAACAUUUACACAGGAACAAUUGCAAGAAUUGGAAACAGCAUUUGCUAAAAGUCAUUAUCCAGAUAUCUAUUGUCGUGAAGAAUUGGCACGUAUUACUAAAUUGAAUGAGGCAAGAAUACAGGUAUGGUUUCAAAAUCGACGUGCUAAAUAUCGUAAACAAGAAAAACAGAUACAAAAAGCAUUAACAAAUAGUUCAAUGUUACCAGCAUGUAAUGGUGCUAUGAUGCGUAAUAUUUAUCAUCAAGCACAAGCUGUACAAGCGCAAAAUCGUAAUCAUCAUCAUCAUCAUCACCAAUAUCAUCAAUAUAGUGGUGGUGGUGGUGGUGGUGUUGGCGGCGUUGGUAUUGGUGGAACAGUCGCAUCCAAUUCAACAUUGAAUACAAUGGCUGCUGCCGCUUCACGUUAUCAUGCACCAAUAGCAGCGGCAGCUGCUGCGGCAGCCGCUGCAACUUCUGCUUAUCAUACACAUUCAAUGAAUGGACCAAAUGGAACAUCACCAUUUUCUGGUAUGACAUCAACAACAGCAGCCGCAGCAGCAGCAGCAGCCGUUUCAAUGAAUCAUCGACAACAACAACAGCAACAGCAACAACAACAACAACAACAAACGGAUAUUGAUAAUGAAAAUGAUUGGUAUAAUAAAGGAUUCAAUGCAUUACGAAUGAAUAAUGGUAAUAGCCAUAAUCAACAUAAUCAUCAGUCAAAUCUAUCAUCUGCUGUUGCUGCUGCUUCACCUAUGCUUCAAUAUCAAACAUAACACAAACACGAACACAAACAAACAGAAACAGAUAAUCUCUCUAGUCACGGCUAUAGUCAUUGAUUUAUCAUUGAAAAAAAUUUUUUUUAACACUUUGUUUGCCACACAAGAAUUCAUUACUUAUACUACUGAUGUACAAAACAAACAAACUGGAUUUGGAAUUAAUUAAUGUUCACUUUUUAUUUGAUUGACUAAAUUCUUCUAAACCAUCCCUCCAGAAACAUUCCAAUGUUUAACUGGAAUGAAUUAGAAAUGAAUCAUUUUUUUUUCUUUGAAAACAAACAUCCAUAUCCAUAAUGUGUAAAUAUAUUAAUGAUUUAUUGAUCUCUCUCCUCUAUCAACAAAAAACAACA